AUGGGAACAUUGCCGAACUGGUUGGGUGAGCUUAAAAAUCUUAGGGUACUCUUUUUAUCCGAUAACAAAUUUGAAGGUCCCAUCCCUGCUUCUUUAUGGACAUUGCAACACCUGGAGUAUUUGUCUCUUUCACGGAAUGAGUUGAAUGGAAGUCUCCCAGAUAGUGUUGGACAACUUUCUCAACUGCAAGGCUUGGGUGUUUCUUUCAAUCAUUUGAGUGGAAGUCUCUCUGAACAACAUUUUUGGAAGCUGAGUAAGUUGGAGUAUCUAGUCAUUGGCUCUAAUUCUUUCCAUUUGAAUGUUAGUCCCAAUUGGGUUCCCCCUUUCCAGGCGAAUUCACUUGAUAUGGGUUCAUGCCACUUGGGUCCUUCAUUUCCGUCUUGGCUUCAAUCUCAAAAGAACCUCGAGUAUCUUGAUUUCUCAAAUGACAGCAUUUCAAGUCCCAUUCCAAACUGGUUUUGGAAUAUUGCUUUUAAUCUGCAAUGGUUGAAUCUUUCUCACAAUCAGUUACAAGGUCAGCUACCAAAUUCAUUAAAUUUUUAUGGUGAAUCAGAGAUUGAUUUCAGUUCCAACCUCUUUGAAGGACCUAUUCCUUUUUCAAUCAAAGGGGUCUUUUUUCUAGAUCUCUCCCAUAAUAAAUUUUCUGGCCCUAUCCCACUAAGUAGAGGUGAAUCCAUGUUAGACUUGAGAUACCUUUUGCUUUCCGAUAAUCAAAUAACAGGGGCCAUCCCAUCAAACAUAGGGGAAUCCCUACCCAGCUUGUAUUUCCUUUCUCUUUCGGGUAAUCGAAUAACAGGAACCAUCCCAAAUUCCAUAGGACACCUAUCUUUUCUUGAAGUCAUUGAUUUUUCAAGGAAUAAUUUGACUGGAAGCAUUCCUUCUACCAUAAAUAAUUGCUUUAGCCUUGUUGCUUUAGACCUUGGAAACAACAAUCUGUCUGGGAUAAUACCAAAGUCGUUGGGCCGGUUGCAAUCGCUCCAAUCACUGCACUUGAACCACAACGAGCUUUCAGGAAAGCUCCCCUCAUCUUUCCAAAAUUUAACAGGCUUGGAAGUUCUUGAUCUUAGUUACAACAAAUUGUUGGGUGAGGUUCCUGCAUGGAUUGGAGCUGCUUUCGUAAAUUUAGUAAUACUCAACUUGAGGUCGAAUGUGUUUUGUGGAAGACUUCCCUCCCAGCUUUCAAAUUUAAGCUCCCUGCAUGUCUUAGACAUUGCACAAAACAAUCUGAUGGGUGAAAUUCCAAUCACUUUGGUUGAGCUUAAAGCCAUGGCUCAAGAGCAAAUGAAUAUAUAUCGGUUAAGUGUGAAUGCCAACUCCUCGUAUACCAGCUCCUUGUAUGAAGAACAAUUGGUUGUGAUUGCCAAAGGCCAAAUUCUUGAAUAUACCAAGACUCUUUCUCUUGUUGUAGCCAUUGACCUAUCCGACAAUAAUUUAAGUGGAGAGUUUCCCCAAGAAAUAACAAAAUUGUUUGGUUUAGUGGUUUUGAACUUGUCGAGGAAUCACAUCACUGGCCAAAUUCCUGAAAACAUUUCAAUGUUGCGACAAUUGUCAUCUCUUGAUUUGUCAAGCAAUAAGCUUUCCGACACCACUCCUUCAAGCAGGGCCUCAUUGUCAUUCUUGAGUUAUUUGAAUCUAUCAAAUAACAAUUUCUAUGGUGAGAUCCCCUUUAUAGGGCAAAUGAUAACCUUCCCCGAGCUAGCCUUUGUGGGAAACCCUGAUCUAUGUGGACCUCCACUGGUCAUAAAAUGCCAGGAUGAAGAUCCAAAUAAAAGGCAAAGUGUUGUUAGUGACAAAAAUGAUGGUGGCUAUAUUGAUCAAUGGUUUUACUUGAGCGUUGGCUUGGGAUUUGCCAUAGGCAUCCUAGUUCCAUUUUUUGUUUUGUCAACAAGGAAAUCUUGGUGUGAGGCCUAUUUUGAUUUUGUGGAUGAGAUUGUCAGAUGGUUGUUGAGAGGAAGAGCAACCUAUGCCAAAAAUCAUCCUAGAAGGCGAUAA
Vitis riparia (riverbank grape) is the source of this 1992-nucleotide messenger RNA. RefSeq names its product receptor-like protein EIX2. NCBI's taxonomy places the organism in Eukaryota, Viridiplantae, Streptophyta, Magnoliopsida, Vitales, Vitaceae. Gene Ontology annotation, molecular function: protein binding. The transcript has a single exon. The record is from RefSeq and is a predicted model, not a curated record. The coding region runs from base 1 to 1992 and encodes 663 amino acids.